Oncorhynchus keta (chum salmon) is the source of this 7329-nucleotide messenger RNA. RefSeq names its product FERM and PDZ domain-containing protein 3-like. The transcript has 17 exons. Bases 667 to 5010 code for a protein of 1447 amino acids. Gene Ontology annotation, biological process: signal transduction. Gene Ontology annotation, cellular component: cytoskeleton. The record is from RefSeq and is a predicted model, not a curated record. NCBI's taxonomy places the organism in Eukaryota, Metazoa, Chordata, Actinopteri, Salmoniformes, Salmonidae. Gene Ontology annotation, molecular function: protein binding.
AGAGCAGAGCCGGCACAGAGGGAGACUAUGGGAGCCAGAGGAAACUCCACAUGAGCGGCCAAGUAGUGAGCCUUAUUCCGAGCAGCCACAGCCUCCACUUACCAUCGGCUGCAGCCUGAAACGUAUAGGAGGUGUUCCUGUUGUUAAACACCUCGUCACUUCCCACGACACUCUGAUCGCUGCAUGUCACUGCUGCCAAAAGGCUGAGAUGACCUGGGAGAGAGGGAGAGCUGUGGAGAGCCAUUACGCUGGUCAGCUUACUGGGAGGACCCCCUGAUUCUGAUUCCCCCAACAUCGCUACCUGAACCUGAACCAGACACUAGUCUGAUCCGUUUGGCAUCGGCCCAAAUAGGAGGGUUGUUUAGAGCCAGCGGCGGGAGAGAGCGAGACCAUCACAGAGACAGCUAAGUCCCCUCCUGUUGCCUGAUUAAGAGGUGAUGACCACUCCACUACCAUUGGCAACUCUCUCCUGACAUGAACUGAAUGUUUCCCCUCCUAGCACUUCAAAUCCUGUCCUGAAGUCAAGUCUCUGAACACCUCAACUCAUGCCUCAUACCCUCAUUCAAACGCUGCUGUGGUCCCUCCCAACACGGUGUGAAUGAUUGAGAAUCAGAGCGAUCUCCAUGCUGUGAGACCCCACCCCAUGCUCCUCCCUCCUCUCAGGGGAUGGCCAAGGUCCAGGAUGGACACACAAACACAUGUGACAGCCCUGCGAUGUUAGAAGAGAGCCAGGAUGGUAUGGACAGUGGUAGCCUGACUCCUGGCCCAGCUUCAGCUCGACAGGUCUGCAUUCAGCGCCACCCCAGCCAAGGCUUCGGAUUCAUAGCAGGCAGCCAGAGACCAGUCAUCGUGCGCUCUGUCUCUGCAGACGGCCCGUCCAUCGGCAAGCUUCUCCCUGGAGACCAGAUCCUGGCCAUCAAUGAGGAGGUGGUGAGCGAGGCUUCCCGGGAGAGAGUCAUAGACCUUGUAAGAUGCUGCAAAGACUCCAUAGUUCUCACUGUGCUGCAGCCUCACCAGUCACCUAAGUCAGCCUUCAUAAGUGCAGCUAAGAAGGCCCAUCUGAGAACUAACCCGCCCAAAGUGCGUUUUUCAGAGCAAGUGUCCUUCAGUGACCCAGACUCAACAAUGCUAAAGGACGACUCUUUGCUACUCAUCCCUAAUGUGCUGAAGGUGUUCCUGGAGAAUGGUCAGAUCAAGUCCUUUACGUUUGACAGCCGCACCACUGUCAGGGAUGUGAUCUCGUCCCUGCAGGACCGCCUGUCCCUGCGUUACAUCGAGCACUUUGCCUUGGUGCUGGAAUCAGGUGGGCUGGACCAGAACCAGAGACUACACCUGCUGCAGGAGAACCAGCCGCUCUCACAUGUGGUGCACAGGACGUAUUUCCAGGGGAUGAAGUGUCUCUUUCGCAUCUGUUUCUUCCCCAAGGAUCCAGCAGACCUGCUCAGGAGGGACCCUGCAGCCUUCGAGUACCUCUACAUACAGAGUCGCAAUGACGUCAUCAAAGAGCGCUUCGGCAUGGACUGGAAGUCUGACGUCACACUGCGCCUGGCUGCGCUUCAUAUCUACAUCACAGUGUCAUCGGCCAGACCCAAUCAGAAGAUCUCGCUCAAGAAUGUGGAGAAGGAGUGGGGUCUGGAACCUUUCCUCCCCCUCACUCUACUUCCCACCAUCAAGGAGAAGAAUGUGUGUAAGACCCUGUCACAGCUGCUCAAGACCUAUCAGCAUCUGCCUCCCUCUGGCAACAAGGUCCCUCCUCUCCAGGGAAAGCUGCAGUACAUGCGUGUGCUCAACGAUCUUCCGCCCUUUGGAGGCUUGCUGUUCCACACCGUCGGACUAGAUGAGAAGCAGUCGGCCACUACGCUGCUGGUGGGUCCGCGGCACGGCAUCGGUCAUGUGAUCGACCUAAAAAACAACCUGACCACGGUUCUGACAGAGUUCAGUCGUGUUGCUAAGAUACAGCUGCACCGGGAGAACCAGGGCGUUGCCCGCGUAGAGGUGACCAUACAGGAGGCCAAGCCUCUGGUCCUGUUGAUGGAGUGGCCCGAUGCCAGUAACUUCGCCUGUCUCAUCUCCGGCUACUACAAGCUGUUCGUGGAUCCCAAACGAGCCAUCUACUACCGGACACCUGGUCAGUCUUAUAUGAUCAAGGCAGGGUUGAUUGUGUUGGCGGCCAUUACGCCUGAGUCAUCGUUGGACUCAGGGCACGAGACCAACUCCUCAGAGCUGACAGACGUCUCAGAGAUGGUGUCGGCCAUGAAGCAGCACCAGAACCAGGCCUACCUGUUGGCCCACCAUAUCAACAAGGAGCGUAUCUUCAGUCGCAGAGACUUCCCCUUGGCCAUACCAGGCUGCACCACCCAGACUAUUGGAGGCGGUGCGUUCUCCAUGGGUCAGAUCCGCGGCGGCUGCCCCUCGAAACCAGUGAUCCUCAGUAAGACUGUUCCCCUAAAGCUUAGCUCUGGUCAGGAGACUACCAGUCCAGGUCUCAGCACAGUGGAGCAGGGGAGUGACGUUAUCCAAGAACCAACGCAGAGUGAGCCGAGUGAAGGCAAGAAGGCAAAACCAGAGCCCACCAAAGCGUGCACCCCAGACCGCACUGCAAUGUCACCUGAGGAGCUGAAAGUCUCCAAUCCAGGGCAGGCACCUAAGGUCGGCAAGGAUCAAAGGUCACCCGGUACUGCUGCGGGCAAACUAAGCCCAAAUUUCUCUGUGGGCGUCAAGGGGAAGAAGUCUGCGCCUCUGAGCCCGGCCACAACCAACAAAGCCUUACCCAUUCUCUUGCCUGUGGACAUAACUGCCCCCGCCAAGAUUUGCCCCACAAACAUGUGCCAAGAUGCCGAGACUGCCUCUAGCAAGACCAUCAAGCCUUCAAGCUCUAAAGACCUCUUGCCAAUUGAUGACCUGUUCUGCACAUGCCCAGUUAGAGAACCCGGGCCACAGCUAAGACUGAAGGAUCCACAUACCCAGAAGGUGGUGGUGUUCCACUCCUCUUCCCCUACAGAUGAUGAGCGUCUUUGUGCCAAAGGCCUCCAACUGGCCAGUAGCAAAGAGAGCACAGUGAGAGCAGCAGGAGGAGCAGGAGCAGACCCCAUCUUGGCCAAGCCCAGACCCCAGGCCCCAACCAAGUACUCCCAGUCCCCACACAUGCCUGUGAAAGCUGAGAGGAAGGAAGCAGCAGAGGCCAAGGCAGAGAGGUCCCAGGGUAAAGCUCAAGCUGAGCCACAUAAAUGCCCCCCGAAGACAUUCUCUCUCCUGGGAGACCCCACACACCCUUCCUGCUCUGUGGACAAGGUCUCUACUCUCUCCUCUGCUGACAGCAAGAACCAGGGUGGCGGUAAAGGGAAGGCCCAGCGUAGCGCUGCCUUCCUAAGUAUCAAGAACCUUCUGUCGGCCACGUUCCCAGCUCGGAUUCGCAGGGAGACUGAUGAGCGCCGAGCCCAGCUCCAAAAGGUCCGGCAGUACGAGUUAGAGUUUCUGGAAGAACUUCUGAAGCCCAAGUCGUCUGGGAGCGAGUACCUACCCCAGGGGUCCUCGCCAGUCCCCUCAGGCACCCCAUGUGCUUGCCAGCUCCUUACAAGUCCUGUGCUAAAAGCCCCUGGAAUCUCCAGAGAGCAACGCCGCAGCUGUGACUGCAAGAGGAUGUGCAGAGGCAUCCGACUGCCCGAUACGCCGGUCGGCUCAAUUGCAGAGACACAGCAGCAUAGAGGUAGAGAGAGACCCCUCUCCAAGACCCCUCCAGCGACCUCCAAAACCCCUCACCCCCAGGGAGCUCAGAGGAGACCUCAGACCUUAGAGAUCAAGACCACCCGAAUCCGCUCGACCAGUCUGGAGUCGCGGGAACCCAGGGGGGAGCAGGCUUCCUGCUUGCCCACCUGCACCUCUCGCACACCAGAGUGCAUGGGCGCUCCGCAGUACAAGAAGCUCCAGAGGCGGUCUAGCAUCGGAGAGGUGGACAAUGCUGAAGGCACCCAGCUGUACACCGAGAUAAAACCCAAAGCCAAGAACCUGGAGAAGGAGAUGGAGCGAGUGAGGGCCGCAGGGCUGAGGCUUCCAACAACCGUGGAGCCCGUUCACAAUCAAACUCACACGACUGCUGCAGAGGCAAAGGGGAAGAAAGGAGUGUUCUUCAUCCAGGGAGAAGAGCUGCUGAGGGAGAGCAGAGAGGGGGCUCCGACGGAGAUGCUGCUGGGGCUGCCUAGCGAGGACAGUGACGACAGGGAAAAGUGCUGCUCUUUUUGUUUCUGCUACAGGAAGUGUGAAGCGGCGGACGAGAGCAGUGAGAAAGAAGAGCUCUCCUACUCCACCACCCUCCAGGUCCUGCCCGGGAUGCAGCUGGGCUCUCAAACCUUGCCCAUUGUCAGCAAAACGCUCCAGGUUCUCCACGCUGAGGGCUGCAGCGGGGAGGAGGAGGAAGUAGAGGAAGAAGAAGAGGAGCCGCAGACACAGGAGAUCGACCUCCGGGCCUGCGGGACUCUGGAGGGGAGCCUGGCGAGGGUCGAAUCCCUGCAAGGAAAGACGUUCAGCCUGCCGGACGGUUUCCUCAAUGCCCAGCUGGAUGCUAAUGAGCUGCUAGCCAUCCUGCGACAGUGCGCUAACAUUCCCCAGGUGGAUAACGAAUCACGCCUACAGCCGUCCCGGAUCGCCGAGUACAAGCAGGAGCUGGCAGUGCGCUUCAAAGAGUUCAGGGUGGCGUGCAGGCGGGUGGCGAGCGUCGAGAAGAGCCCCACUCGCAUGCUGAGCGUUGUUACGGCCAGCUUCCUGGUCCUCUGCGAACUGACUCAGACCUUCAUCAAGCUGGUUAGAGGGGUGCGUUCAGAGGCCCAAAGGCUGCAGCUGCUGCGGAAGGUUGAAGAGGUUGCUAUCAAUUACACUUUGCUGUUGCGUGCAGCCGAGGAGGCGAUGGGCCACUCCAGUAGUCUGCCUAACAAGAGCGUGAGUCCCCAAGUUACUACAACCUCCACUAACAUGGGCUCCCUCUCUCGCCCAAUCAAAACCCUGCCUACCCAGUAGAGACAAAGAAUGGGGAAGUUAGUAAAUAAUCAUAUAUGACAGUUGGGAGUGUGGGUGGCUGGGUCCACACUCUCAAAGUCCAGUAGUUAUUUAUUGUUUACAGGACAUGCAAUGAUCCAUCCUCAGCUAAAAUCACAAUGCAACUGCUCCAUUGUGUGUUUCCAGGGGCUGUGGCAGUUGCAGCCUAGAGUGGCCCUGUGGUGUUCUAGCAUAAGAGACAGACGCCUGAGCACCGCUAUACAAAAGGUGCAAGGACCUACACCUCUGAAAUGCUGUGUGAAAACAGGGCUAACCACUCCUCCAUGUCAACUCUCACAUUACAGAGGUCCGUCUCAUUAUUUUCUAUGUACAUUUGAGUUGUAUCUUUUUAGCAAAGUAUACCUUUUUGUGGAGAAUAAAAAUAAUGAAAAUAAUAUAUUAAAUGAUAUUGAGUAUAACAAAUAUAAAGAGUAAUACAUCUACAAUAAAUGUGCUCUGGGCAAAAAUACAGCAGAGAAAAUGUCAAAGUAGCGAAUUCUGUGAAUUAGGUAGUUGACGUGUUUGUUGGUUCAAUUUUCUAACUGUUUGUGACACAAUGAGUUCUGUUGGUCAUCUGGACAAUGUCAUGACCGACCUGCACCUCAACAAUAUCACAUACAUCACAUUCAGAAUGUUGUACCUCCUGUGAGAUUGGAAAAUCCACACAUUUGAAUUGGGUUGAUAUAAAAUAAACAUCAGGCCCAUUUACUCACCUGUAGAAUAAAACCACUGGUAUGUAGUAACACCUAGUGUGGGCAGAUAUAACAGAAACGCUAACUCACUAGUGGCUAACCAAUCAGCUGGGUAGGAUCAAUGUUCUUCAUGAAGGAAAUGAAGGCAACCUCGCUCUGCGGUAUUUAGUGUAGUCAACCUCACGUUGCUGUCUUGGUUAGAGACACACACACAAUACUCACACACGACAAUCACAAUCCACACCGGCACAUCAACACUUGUAAAUGAGAGAUCCACUUUAGCAAGCUUAGCCUUUGAAUUUUGCACAACCUUCAGCAUUUGCUCCUGUUCACACAUGAUCUACGUUCAUGUUAUGUUUACAUUCAGUCAACUGAACACUGCUCUAGAAAACAAACUCCUCAUACACCUUCCAUUUUAUAAACUAUUUCAUCUUAGAAAAGAUUCAAGUUGCUAUAUUCUUCUCUACAAUCAUUUCACAGGAUUCCAUGUCACAAACCAUUCAAUGGGGUUAUACUUUUUGCUCUCUAUAUGUGCUGUUAUCACUUGUGCAAUACAGGAGAUAUAUAUAAAUCACUAACACACAAAGUAGUUUUCUAUGUAUUUUAAUAAAACUGACACAUGUGUUUUCUGUCUGAAAACGUCUUUCUGUCUCCUCCUGUUGUCAACCCACAGAGAUCGAAGCAGCCUACAGCUAACCUCAACAGAAACUAUUCAGACUCUGUCCAUAACUGUUAUACUCUGACAGGAUACUAUUCAUACCAGGCCACGUGAAUUCUUUCACUGCACUACUGUCUUGCAUGUUUCCCCAAUUCUACCUUUGUUCUUAAGAGUUACAAGAAGCAGAAACGGCCCUGUUACCAGUGGUGUUGGCAUAUUCCGUGUUACUACUAGUUUUAUGAAGUGAGAAAGAAAGAAUAUACACCCACAAAAUAUAUGAGGAGGCUACUUAUACCAAUAAUGUUUUGCAAUGGAGAUUCUUUAUGCGGAGUUGUGUUGUUCUACACUCAACAUGUAAAUAUUGUAAAACAGUUGGAAUAUUUGUGAGCCUGGAAAACACUUUUACAUUACUAACUGACAUGUGAAGAUUGGUUCUGAAUUCUUCAGCGUUUUGUAAAAAAAAGAGAAAACAUGUCUGUACCGUAUAAUUUAUAGUAGUUAUGUUCCAUAGACUAACUAAUAGCGAAAACUUAUAUUUUAAGAGUAUAUAAUGAGUAUAAAGCAUGGGACAUGUUUAUUUUUAUAAAAACAAAACAUUCUCUCAUCAUGACCACCUGGAAAUGUUUUCAAACGUUUAGUUUUUGACGUAAUGAUAAUAUACAAAUAUAGUGUGUGGUUGUCAUUGUUGAGUUGCGUUGUUGCCAUAUUGUGAAUGUGUCUCUAUGUUCCAUAACAUAAUGGACCUUUGUUUCAUAACAUAAUGGACCUUUGUUUCAUAACAUAAUGGACCUUUAUUCCAUAACAUAAUGGACCUUUGUUCCAUAACAUAAUGGAACUUUGUUCCAUAACAUAAUGGACCUUUGUUUCAUAACAUAAUGGACCUUUGUUUCAUAACAUAAUGGACCUUUAUUCCAUAACAUAAUGGACCUUUGUUCCAUAACAUAAUGGACC